Messenger RNA from Xyrichtys novacula (pearly razorfish), 35288 nucleotides. The record is from the annotation of a GenBank genome assembly. Lineage: Eukaryota; Metazoa; Chordata; Actinopteri; Labriformes; Labridae.
AUCACUCCCUCCUCUACAUGAACUCCUCUCCAUUCUCGUUUGAAGUCUCUGGAAAAAGAGGGAGGGAAAAAAAAAAAGGUUUUUUUAAGGGGGGCGGGAUCUUGUGACUCACCAGCAACUUCCUCAGUAGUAGGACUAAUGUAGCCGGCAAGCUGCAUCAUUCUCCGGCACAGAGAUUUUGACUUCUGUCAGAAGAAACACACAAAGUUUUACAGCUGGAGGGCGACGCUCGUGAGCCGCCGGAGUAACCUAACAGCAAAGUGAUCCUGAGCGCGCGAGAGGGAGGCGGUGUGCCCACUGUUGUUGCUGAAGGUGUCCUCCUCCAGACUACAGACUAAACUCCUGGUAGGAAACCACUUUUUUUAAGGUCGAGCAAGACUUUUUUUUGACUUUCAAGUGUUUCUAUCUUCGACCUCUGUGCAGCUUCAAGAACAGUGUGGACGCUUUGAUAACAUUUUAAAGUCGAAAAAGUGUCAAAGUUGAUGUUAAUAUAGAUGUCAGACGCCAUCAUUUUAAAGGAAAAUGAAUGACAUAAUCAAUCAAUGAAGUCGAUAAGCUCUGAAAAGUCACCUACAACUACUUUCAUGUAUAGUUUGCAAAAGUAAUGUUGUUUUGUUAACUAAAAUUGGUUAAAAUCAACUUGUUUUAGAUGAUAGGUAGUUGAUAGGGCUGGAGUAAGUAGAGGAAUCAAUCAACUUAAGAUUUCAAUUCAGACUCCUUCAAUUUUAAGGAUUUAUUUACAAGCUGUCAAGUGGUUUGUUCUGUAUUUAACAAAAAGAAAAAAUAUAAACACAAUUUAUUAAUUUUUUAUCUUUAGACGACAAAGUAAUGCUCAAUAAUUUUAACUUAGUUAACAGAAUCUUGAUCAAAUGAAACAAUCUACAUUGUCUUCCAAACAGUCUAUAAAUUAAAUACAUUAUACAACACUUACUUUGACACACUUGAGCAAACUGAUCAAUGAGCUCAGGAGUCCUUAUAGACUCCUAAAACAGUUUAGCAAUCUUCAGUGUCACUUUUUUAUUAGCUAAAGCAGCGUUAGAGGACUUUAGGGGUUAGUUGCACAGUAAUGAUGAUCUGUAAAUAUAUAAUAAUUUUCAUUCAUUUAAGUUCAAAUAAGUGGAUGAAGAGCAUGACUAGGCUUGACAUUGCGACAUUUUGACAAGCUUUCAUAUUUCACACCUUAAUCAAACACGCCUCUUAAGGGGAAGCCUUACAAAUAAGGAACCACUUCCUGUGUAAAAAGGGGAUCCGGGCUUUUUGGGUCUGCCAGAGUGUGUUUUUUUCCUGCUAUCCUUGUUUAUCCUUGUAUUUCCUCUCAUUCCAACUCCAGUCUCACACCUGCUCUUAUUUCCUUUUUUAUACAAUGCACGCACACUCACACAAGAUAAGGCAAAAAUAAUAAACAGCAUCUCGCCAUGCUGUGGAGGAGCAGGCUGUAUUGAAUUGCGUGACCCACUGAACUGUGCGCAGGAAGGAUUAAGGAACAACUGUUGUGUCACAGAAGCUCCCAGCUGAGCGGUGUGUGAAGGCCUCAGAGAGCAGAGUCCCUCAGGCUAAACUUGACUCUUCUCCAGCAGCAGUAAGUGGGCAGCAUGUGUGUGUGUCUGGGAAGGGUGUGUCCGUUCUAGGUUUGUUUUGGGCGGAUAUCAUCAUGUCCCAGUAGUAGUUGUAGAAAUGUAGUCAUCCUUAUGACGUUUGUUUGCUGGUUCACCUGUUGCAUCAUCUUGGCGUUGUUAGAAAAGAGGCUUGGUUGUUGGGGGAAUUUUACAAAAGAUCUUACAUAAUUACUUCAGUCAGUUUUAGGAUAUCUUUUCAAACGUUUGCACCAAAAAAUACCAAAAUAACAAUAGUUUUUUCAAGACUUUAUUAUGCUUUGGAGUUGCAUCUUGGCAUAUGUACAGAUAAAAAUCAGAAAAAACUAAGAACAGACAACCUUGAAUUAGAUCUCAGAAUUAUAUGGUACCAACAUGCAUAAACUCACCUCCCUUAAGGUGAAAUCCGGCUGUUUAAAUGCUUCUUACUCAUCUGCGUUCAUAACUUUGUCUUUUUGUUUGAUGUACCAUUGUUUAAAGUGGUUUUGCUGCAGUUAUUUUCCUUGAAACAAGGCCAACAGGCGUAGGCAGACCAAACAAAAAGGUAAAGAUACUUCCUUAAAACCAAAACAAUGAGUUUGAAACACUUGGAUGAGACAAAGGGACGUCAGAGUUUAACAUUAACAGCUUGAUCCAUCGCUGACUGAGGAAAACAGACACUUAAAUCAAUCUACUGUGUAAUUAUUAUCAUGAUUGGGACACAUUUAAGUUGACCUUUUCAUCUUGAAGAAUUUGCUGUCUCACUUCUUCCUUUCCUGUUGAAUAAAACAGAAAUCACACCUGAAUUAAUGCUCUCAGGCACCCUGCUGUGCUUUCACAACUGACAGGUUAUUUUUACACCAACACUAACGUGCUGAAAUAAUCUCCUCACAGCCAAAAGCCAGUCAUCCUGUCCUAUUUAACAUCUGGGACGUAUGCCUUGACAAAACCCACGGGCUGUGUAUUGUAUUUGUUUGCUUUCUUCCUCUUCCUCUCUCCCUCUCUGUUUCAUUGACCAUGGUCACAUUCUUCGGAGGUCUCAGUGUUUUCCAAAGGUUAGCCCCGCGUGGUGGUUGGACCCCGGCCAGCUCUGAACUCGAAUGAGACUGCAAGUAAAUGACUUGGACUGGUUGAGGCUGGUUUUAUGGGUUGGCAUCGUUUGAAUUCGGGCCAACCAUAAUGAUGGAGAAUUGGCGGUCAAGUGUUUGCAGGUGGUUAGGGGGCAGGAUUUAGAUGUGACAUUUUGCAGCUGCCUGUCCCUUUAUGGUGUUUGAAAGGACCUGGACGCAGUUGGCAUUGUUUUUAUUACUCUGUGGCAUUCACUCAUCAGGUUCUUUAUGGGCUUAAUAUCUUACUGCUGAUCUUUUAACUUCAGAUUGUAGUCCUUUACAUGCUUGAUAAUGCUGAAUGGAUUUUUUUGCUCGAAAAAGUCACGCUUCCAGCUACUCUGAGCGUGCAUACCUCUAUUCUACCUCAUGUUCAUGCGAUUCCAACCAUAAUUUAACAAUGCAACCAGAUCCAGCUUUUAGCCGUUCAGGCUGAUUAAAACAACAUCACAUCUGUGUUACAUGUGAGACCAUAAAAGGAAAAUUCUGCUUUGGUGUUAACAGAACCUCUCUGGCACUGAUCUCUCAAGCAUUUUUGUGAUCUGUAUCAGUGAAAACCUGUGAAAUCAUGGGCUUUUGGCUUCAGAUUUUCUCACAGGUCAGACAUCCUUUUGAGUUUUUGGUCACUAAAUCUUUUCCUGUUAGCCAGCCGCCUCCUCUGUGUGGACUGUGUGGGCACGUGGCUGGCAGCAGUAGUCUGUCUGGACUCCCCCGAAAAGGGGGGAAAUGACCUCAGGUUUCCUGUGUGGGGAUGGCCAGGUGCGGUGGUGUUAUUGUGAGGAGUGCAAGACUUCCUCCAUGGAUGCUUUGUUGGUAAACGUCUGAAACUUGAUCCUCGAGACAGGGCCCCUGUGGGAGGUAAUAGACCCUCACUCACAUACACACACACACACACAGCCCAGUCACUCUGCCUCACUCCCUUUUUGUCUCUUCUCCCUCUCACUUUGCACACUUACUGCCACACAGCUCACUCCAUGUGGAAGUUUAUGUGCAGGGAACAUAAACUUUAUAUAGGCAGCAAAGCAGUGUAAAAAGUAACUGACUCUGUGCUAAUGGGGCAAUUACAUUCUUCAAGGGAUACAAUUACAGGCCUAUACCUAGCACUUACCUGCUACUCUCAAAGGAAGGGCUGUCUUCAGAGGAAAUACCUAAUUGUAAGCACAGAACUGGAGAUGCCUCAAAACUACCCACUCACUAGUUCAAUACAAACUAAUUAUACUCUAUGUUAUGAAAGAAUGGGGCUAUGCCUUGCCUCACUCCGCCUCUCACUUGACCUCAUCUGUCUGUUCUACUUUAUUCCCUCUUCAAAUCCGCAGUACUGACACUUCCUUAUCAGGGUUUUCCUUUGCAUGGAUAAACAGAUGUUGUUUGGGUGUAAGAAUCCUGUCCAUUCACUGCUGCAUCAUCACAAUCUGUCACAUUGUGAACUUGUCGGGGAGGCAUGUGAGUCAGCCGUGACUGUUUCCCUGCGCCCUCGCCUAAAGGGAGGAGGGCAAAGUCAUGCUCCAACAGAAGGGUUUGGCAUAUGCAAAUUCCCAGGAUUCAACGAGAGGAAUGUUAUGAUGCAAAAUGUGUGGCGGUUACCUCCAUCGUGUACCUGACUUGCCUCACUUCGCCCAUGGGAAUGGGAUCCUUGAUAAACUUGUCUGUGUUGUCUUGGUACUCACGCUUCUCUGCUGUGGGUGGUAAUCAUCUUUGUACCAUCGCAUAAGCACAUCCAUCCAGAAUUGCCCAAUGCGUUGGCACUUGUAACAGAUGUUAUCUAGAGAAAACAGAGCAAUGGGAUUAAGUGUAGCAAAAGUCCUUAAAAAAAGUGAGACAUCUGCGCAUACUUUUUGGGGGAAUAGUUGCACCAAGCAGCACAAGGCAGGAAGGAUUGAGAGGGAAGCACAGAUAUAAAGUCAGCAGACAAAUUGCAGUGGCUUUUACACAACUGGGUUUGUACUGUGUUUCAUGAAGUCCUAAAACUAAUGAUUAUGUUGUACUGUGGCUGAUGGAUAAAUCACAGGAUAACCUAUGGUUAAUGGAGGCACUUGAGGGGAAGAAACUUGGUUGAGGAGGUUGUCCAAUACACAAAGUAAUAACACGUUGUAUGACCUUGAUGGAUUUCUUCUUAUAAGGGGGAUGUCAAAGCAAAAAGCCAAAGCUCACACUUUGUACUGUACCACCACAUCUUCGUGUCUGGGAUCAGAGACUGAUCUUCCUCUGGGUCAUUUUUGUUAUUGAGGGAAUCACAGAUACACUAACCUGCUAUUACCACGGCUUCUGUCAGAGUUGGAUAAGCAUGAAAUUGCUGUAUGCUGUACUUGUCAUAGACUCCUGAAAGGAUAGCAGAAUCAUGGACCCUGAGAGAAACCCCUGUUUAACAACAUCAAAAUGGUUUAUGAAAUGGCUUUCCACUGUUUUCCACUGGACUAUAGGAACUUUUACUGAAUGUGUUUACAAUUAGUCUCAAAAGGUCUCUAGGAAAAUGUAGGACUUCUUUAAGCUGCGAGGACUUGAUCCAAUUGGUGGAGCACUCGCAGCUGUUUGCUACUAUGAACUUGUUGUGGCACCACACUUGACUUUUGAUAAUACUUUUGGGUAGUAGUCAGGGUUGGGUUUGAAUUUGACCAACUUGAGAUCUGAUCCUGGUUCCGCUUAUUGAGUCUUUGUUUUAAUUCCAUUAGUUUCAGUGAGGAACAAAAGGUUAUGUGAAGUCCCCCCUUUUCCUGCUUGGUCAUCUUGCCCCAUCACUAAAGUUUCUGGACUACAGGGUCUCUUUAUAAGUAUGGGGGUAGAUGUGUCACACUUUCUGCAGUCUGCAAAGAACCUCUUCUCACAACUUUGUUAACAUACUGUGUCACAUGUGACAUAAUCUAUUGCUGCCCCUCGUAGAUAAGUGAAACUUUCUAUGCACCGCGAAAGUCUCCUGAAAGGUUCAUGUUGCUGUUUGGUACCGAAAAACAGAACUGUAAUGCACGGGCCAUAAUAAAUUCGCAAAUCUCAGAUAGUUGAAACUGAAUUUCAUAUUCCAUAUCUAAAUAGCCAGGCCUUGUUUGUUGUUGCGGCUGUAACUUUUACCCCACAAGGUGUUGUGUGUUAGGUUUACCAAGAAAAAAGACAUACAUGUUACUCUCUAAUCCUUUGUUAAACAGAUGUGGCGUUUCACAGGUAAGCAUUAAUUUGAAUACUUCUGGAGGGGUCUUAAGAUCUAGGACGAGCAUACAACAAGAAGCCGGAGAAACUUCUUUGCAAACCUUUGGCCACUGAGUUGAGGACUGUUGCCUCAAUGGGUGGUCAAAGGGUAGUCCCAGAGAGGUUGUAUUUUCUAAAGUGGCAAUACCUUUAUCCAUCCCAUUGGGUCUUCUUGUAUACUGGCUUAAUCAGGUCAUAAUUUGAGACCACGAGGCACUUAGUCUUUAACCACUUAGUGAUACACAGCAGGGCUCAAACAAGGCAACGAUACCUGAGGCUGAAAGUGACACCUAAACCCUGAGAGAGUUGGCCGUUAACAAAGUAUUUCUCCGUAACAACAUGCAUGCAGGGCCCUGUUCUUAUAGCAGACGUUUUGGAGGGAUAAUUUAGCCUUGGCACCGUGCACACGUGUUGUUUGUUUCACGAUGCCACUCCCAUAUCCCACACAUUCACCCCCUGCUGCUGUGGGAGUUGUGUCUUUAUAUGGCUAGUAACUUCAGUUUGCGGCAAUGCCAAAUGCAUUAGUGUUGAUUGCUUCCCAAACACUUUACAGGGUUGGCUCCCACAUCUGCGAAGAUUGAACCCAGACCGUGACAUCAUUGGUAGGGAAGUGCAGUCAUGAGAGCGUGGGUGUUUAUGGCAAGGUGUCUGCCUUCAGCGUGUCCACGUUUUUAUUCAAAUGUGCGCCAACGAUCCCUGUGUUGCACAACAAUCUUAAAUCAGGAGGACCUGACUUGUUGAACUGCACUGAAAGCUGCUACAUGUUCAGAUUAGCUGCGUGUUAUCUUGUCACUGGUAGAUGCAGGAGUGUUUAUUUGGGGAGCAGCUGUGAGCGAGAGCAUUCCCCUCGCUGAAAGUAAACACUGUUAAAACGCCUGUUCUGCACGAUGAAACUAGCAAGCGAUCAAGAAUGUUCCUCCUUGCACAAGAGGUCUUACACCAUCUCUGUCUCAUCAUUGUUCUUUCUUUCUGAGUGUGUUUUUUCCCGCUAGUAUUUACAGGCAAAGGCACACACACACACUUUAUCUCACCCUCAAACUUUCAACUCUACGGUUCUGGUGGAGAGUCAACAGUGUCUGCAGAGGAGGCAGGCAGAGACAAGCCAGACUUGCUACAUACACGGAGGUGUGGAUUCAUGUCAUUCAAACUGAAACAGAGAGUGCACUUGGCACAGCUUGGGCAAACUUUGGUACUAACUUGUAAACUCUUUAAAUCACAUUGAAUACAUGUAGAAAGCAGCCAGUUUGUUUCUCUGCCUCCCAUCCAUUCCGGUGUUCUGUCACCUUCAUUAACCGGCCUUUGUAUGGGACUUUGGAGAAGCCAUAAAUGGCAGAAAGUGUCCUUGGUGUGGCUAUAAAAGGACGCUAGCUCCUAGUAGAGAAGCUGAUUUAUAACAGAACCAGGGAGGGAUUUCUUGCCUUCUUCAGUCAAAGUUUAGAAAGUGGAAGAGGAAGACGAAAGGAUGAGAUAGAGAGAGAGGAGUGGCCUGAGUACACUAUUACUGCCUGCAGGCUCAUCUGUCGACAGCCUGUCAUAGAAUAGCGUAAUCAUGAGACACAUGCAAGUUUACUCUGUGCAACACCCCCAAUCUUGGAAAAAGUGCACAGCGACUAUUUACCCUUAUCACAACAAGUGUACACAAGAGAAAGAACAUGUUAUGACUCCACAAAAGUAUUCGGCGUCAGCUCUUGUUCGUUUUAUGCAAUUUAACUUCCAGAGAGAGUUGCAUUAAAGUGAUUAAAGUGAAAUACCGCUUUGUUUGACAGUGUGUUCGCAACCAGAAGAUUGCAUUGAGCUUGGGAUUCAGACAUAACUCAGCCCAAAGGGAUCAGAGCAUUUACUUUUGGUGCAAUCACUGAAUGAUUCACAGACUUUCAGGAACAUAGGAAAACUGGUGUUGGUGCUUUGACUGUUCCUCGGUAACCUCUGUUGUUUGUUUACCCUCGACAAGACACAAAGACAUUGGGACUUUUGCAAGACUUUUUCUUAAUAUUGCUUCAAAAGUUCUUGAUCACAUUCGCAUUUUCCUGUUUUGUAUUUUCACCAUGAAUUUCUGCCUCAUUUAUGCAUCUCUUAACUCAAAAAUAUACGAUUGUGUGUCUAUAGAAAGACUUAUGUUCUGCCAUUCAAAACUUUUAUCCUGUGGAACAUCACUACAGAAACAGCAGACCCUCUGUACUUAAUUUGAAGGUGUAGAUUUUACUCCUUGAAGUUGGAGAUAAAGUUGUUGCUUUGGCUUAUCUUAGCCUUGAGUGUCUCUUCAUUUUCCUCUGUAGUCGUUCCUAGAAAUGAAGCUGUCCCUAUGAUGUGAGAGAAAUGAUGUGACAGAUACAGAUCCUAAGUGGUUGCUGAUGUGGUGUAUAUGUCUUGGGCAUCCAGCCAAACCACCUACAGGGAUGGUGCCUGACCGCAUUAGCAGCAACAUAGUGCAAAUGUAACACAUCCUUGCCACCAGUCUGCAUAUGAGCCACAUAUAUGUAUUUAUAAAUAGACACAAACUGUUACACGCUGACCUGACAAGAAGUAGAAGCAGGUUAAACAGGAGGCAGGCUGUUCAGGCACAAUCUGACAAACAGGCUGUACUAGUAGAGUAAUGUUUGAUUGUUUGCAGUACUCCACAUAAAAAUGGUUAUCUUAUACUGGCUACUAUGAGAACCAUUGUUUCAGCACUAGUCAGCCUCCGCCGGAAACACAAGUUUUGGCAGCUUUUUCAGUGACAUUAGGUUAGACUACUUGUGGGUGUUACUUUUUACACAGCUCUGUAGUUAUGUACCAAAAGUUGUGCCCUAAAAGAUAAUGUCUGAGACUAGCCUUUACACUCACUGAGCUCCUCAUUACAGGUUAUCUGUGCAUUACCUUCUACUAUAUUGUUGCUUUUAGUUAGCGGUUCUGAAACUUCAUGUGAGUUCUUAAUGAAAGCAACAAUUUCAGGUUUCAUUAACAGUUGAGAUCCAACUCCAGCUCGUUCUGGUCAUCAGUGGAGUGUCAAGCACAAACAGCAGCUAAGUUGUCUUCCAUCGCUUGGAAGAAAAAACAGCGCUGACCUUCUUUCACAACUGGGGGACCAAUCUUUAGCAACUUUCAAGAUGUACAUAGUCAACAAAGUACAUAGAGAUUGAAAGCUGCGUAAAAUAGGCUCUUAAGGAAACUGGAAAUUUGAUGAGCUUCUUCAGUGUUGUCCUAAUAGGUCGGUAGAGCGUGUAGUAGCCUUUCCUGGACCCCAAGAAGACUAGCUCUGUCUUGACAAAAGCUAAUGGGGAUCCUUAUAAACAAUAAAGCUGGUGUCCUACUGAUGCUAGCUUGCAGCAUGCCCCCACUCACCCAAACGACAAAAAAAAAAUCAGUCUGUCAAUAACAUUUCACAUUAGCCAGAUGGGAAAUACAGAGAAUCUUUACAACAUCCGUGCAACAUUUAACAUGUACAAUCCAAAUACAGAAUCCAACUGAUAACAAAAGGAUGGGCCCGGUGGUUCAUUACAUACAUCCUCCCUCCCAGCCUCUAUAUAAGUGUGUAAGCCCACUGCACUUUUUCAACAAUUCAACAUCUUUAAAAGUGGACUCUGUGGAGGACAUCUGAUGACGUAAGGUCAUCCAUAAACAGCUAACUUAAUGUGUUGUUACUUUAUUCAGUGGCUUUUACUGGUUUCAAUCUGGGUCAGUAUGUACUGAAGAAAAAAAAAGAGAUCUCUGCAAGCCCCUGGUGAAAAAAGGAAAAAAAAAAACUGGUAAAGGAUGAACAAUGAAAGAGUCCUUUCUUCAGAAAACUUAGAGACAAGCUACAGGCAUCCUUACAUUCCUCAGUAAUGGGAGAGAAGAUUUUUUUCAAUGUUAAGCUUCUUUAUUUAGUACUUUUAAUGAUUUGAAUCAAUAAAUAUUGGUUUGCAGAGAAGAGCCGUAAAAGAAUUGGCUCAGAGGUAAAAACUAUUGGUGAUCAAUCCUAUUUGGUAGUUUAGUCCUUUAUAUUAAAAUCCUGCCAUGCUGUUUCUUUUGCAUUUCUGUUUGUCCAAAAAGGCAGCUAGAAAUCCAAAGUACAGAUAUUUUACUGGCAAACUCUUAACGAUGGUUAAGUGUUAUGGAAAUUUGAGGUCAGACUUCAAAGAUUUCCACAAAAAUCAGAAGCAAAACAAAAGUCGAUUCUUGGCAUGUCAUAAGACAACAAUAACUCUGAUUUUAUUUGUAUUUCUAACAUCAAACCAGAAAGAAGAUGCUCAUUACCACCAGGUGUUAACUGGGGCAUAGAUUUUCCCACCUAACUCAACCCAAAGCUGUUUCUUCUUUCCUUGCAUAAAUUCUCGCAAGAGUCUGGCAAACAUCACCAAGUUGUUUUCCUCUUUACUUUUCCUAAGGUCCACCAUACGUUUGCAAUUCUGCCAGCGCUUUAAUGGGCUUAAGCAUUCAGCUUCAAACUGAACCGCAUUCAGUGUUGGCAAUGGAAAUUAGAUCAAUGGGUAAAAUGGGGGCCAGACGGUGAGCAAAGCACAGCGAAGGGCCGAUGACACAAGCACCAUGACUUCACUGUGAAAGCAUUCAACCCCUCUUUAAAAAACCCCCAUCCCUCAUCCUAUUGCACGCUUUCACAAGAAUGGUGAGUGGAAACUGUUUAAGGUUUAAUGGCUUCUGUGGAGGAAAAAAGCGGAGGAAAAAGUGUCCUAUAAUAUGAAAGGUCUUGCAUGGUGAUGGUUGUUGGACACCGCGUGAUGCAUGGUUUGAUCCGUCAGGGGAGUAAUUCAGUGCCUCUGUUGCAGCGCUGUGAGUAAGUUGCAGCCAUUAAGCUUUUACCAUCCAUCUACCAGCGCCACUGGACUCUGCUGCCGCAAUAAUCAAGGCAGAGCUAUACAUCCUGUUAAUUUACACGUGUGACGCACAUUUACAGGUCGCUUGAUGGAUGAGGGGGCCGUGGAGCUGUGACGAGAACCUUGUGCCUUUAGCUACCUUCUCACUUUGUGUCUGUUUAAUGUUCCCUCAUCCUUGCAAAGCCAAGAAUACUCCUUUAUGGGGAAAGAGAAGAAGGAUAAAAAAGCAGAAUAAGGUCAGAGUGAGCCCGAGUCUUGGUUAAUAGAUUGAAAUAGAUAGACAAGUCUGCUUAGGAAGCAACAUAAUUCACGCACACUAUCAGUGUUUACCAAAGCACCUGUUUUCACAUCGUUCCCCCAUUUAAACAACCGCAGCUAGGACUUUGCAUUUUAUCACUGAUAAUGAAGUAGGCGGGGAAGAUGAAUGGUGUUUUGCAUGGCUGCAUGAUAAAGAGAUCCCAGUGUCUGACAGUGAGAGAUAAGGACCUGACGGAUUGCAGGUCUGUUCUGGCAAAGUCGAACAACUAGGUAUAGGAUUUCUGAACUUUCAGCUCUUUAGACUCAAUGAACCUUUAGAUUAAUCCAUUGAGAGUAUUGCUUUUUGACAAAGAUGCUUAUCAGUCUAAGGUGAGUACAUGCUUGCACCUACCACUUCCAGUCCACAGUUCUCCUACAAUCUAACUGGGAUUGAUUUUUACAUCACAUGGUCACCAGGUAAGCACACAACCCCAGUUCAACUGCUCUUGCAGCGCCGGUGGCUUAAAAAGCUCCAAACACAAGGGAAAAGUAUGGAAAAGUAACACACAAAGAUGCAAGAUCUAGAGGACGGCAAAGAUAAAAAAAAAGAGAAGAGUAGGUGGGUGAGCGACUCAGGGACAUGGAGGGUGGAGGCAGUCCUGGGAUGCAUGGCAGCAUGAUUUAUGGACACCUUUGAAGUGAGCUCAUUCCAGCCACACGGCCUGCCUGCUGCAUUUCAGAGCAGGGACGUCCUCCUGGCGGUGCAGCGAGGGGGAGAAAUGACCCUCGGGUCACCAACCUCCACUAGCUCAUAGCAGUACCACUCGCUUGUGCACUUCCUGAUUAUGUGGCACUUCAUCACCGCAUGUUUUGGUUUCCAACAAGCAAAAAGUCAGCUGCACGGACAUCCAAUGGACACAUGACUCACUUCACAGGAACCUAGUUGGAGGUCAAAGCAAACAGAGAGAUUGACAAAGGAGAGAGGAAGGUGGUCCCGUCUGGACUCGUAGAAAUUGGGUCAAGAGAGACAUCCUACUUCAGAGACCAGCUCGUUUUCUCUUUUUGCUACAGUGAGCAGAAUUAUGCGGGAGAAUUUAUAGGAUCUCCAGUACAGUCUGAAUGGAAAAUCAUCCCUUGCAGUUUAAACCUCAACAGUAGUCUCACCAAUGAUGACAUCAUUGUUUGAGUAAGAAAAGCUUCCAUCUUCGAAAAAUGGCAACUCUGCAGAAGUCGGUCCAAGAAUGUCAGUCGGGUCUGGAAAUAAAGAUUUUAAAUGUGUUUGCAUUGUUACAUCCAAGAUUUUCUCUCUUUUUUUCUGCCAUCUGUGAUCAUAUCAGUUUUUUUAUGCUCGUAUAAAAGCCGAGGAAUGACGAUAUAAGUAACCAAAGUGGCUUUUCAUAUGAUCCCUCGAUUUAGUGCUCAGGUCUGGUCUAUAUAGUGUGACUCUUCAUGCACAUGGCUACACGUGUCUUUCUCCCUGUGGCUCCUUCCCUCUGCAAGACUUAAAACUGUCAGUGUGUUUAGACAUGGUAAGCCUGUUUUACAUUGUGACCAUGUGUUUAAAAAAAAGUGUGUGACCGUCUUUCUGAGAAGUCCCAGAGACAUCUCUGUUCGGGGUAACAGGAAGAGACACAUUUUGUGUGUAUAUGUGUAUGUGUGUGUGUGUGAACUCUGUUUUGGGACUCCCCGUUGUUAUCAGACCCUCAGUGGUGAAAGGGGUAGUUGCCCUAUAGGAAGUGAACUCGCGUAUGUUUCUCACAGCAUAAACCGCAGUGAAAAGAUGAAGACUUGUUUUCAUGGCAGGAGAAUGGCGCACAGGGAUGUCCUACAGGUCAACCCUCAUUAUCACAUCUAUUUUAGGUCGCUGGUUUUAUGCUUUGGGAUUUUACUAUGUGGCGGUUUAAAAAACACAUAUAAUAGUAUGCAUUUAACUGCAUGCACUGGUGAAUUUUCAAAUUUAUUUUAAGUAACUUUGACCAGAUUUUCUACAAGUGCUUCUGAAGCUCCACUUGAAAAAGUCUCAAAGGAAAGAUAAACUUUCCUUGAGUGAUCUAAAAUCAGGAUGUUGUAAAGUGACAUGUUUUUAUAGCACAACAUAUUAAUUUUCACCUCACCUCAGCAUCCUCAUAAAACGGUUGGUUGUGCCCUCAGUCAGCGGUGCACAGGACGAAACGAGAACUAAACUUCAUCGCCAGGAGGUUUAUGGUCCAGGGGAAUGAGGGCACUGUUUACACGUUGCCAGGGAGAUGAUGGGCCUGAGAAGGGAAAAAAUGGCAGCAUAUACUGGAAAUGACUCUCUAGAUUUUCAUCCCAGUCUUUUCACAUUUGGCAGCACCACUUUCAAUUUUCUGAGCCGACGUAAUGCUUGUUUUUUUUUUUCUUCACAUGAACCCAUCUUCUCGGGGUCACAGAGUCGGACAGGGAGGGAGAGGUGAGUAUUUUGGUCGGUUGCAGUUGUGGGAGAUAAUUCGUACAGCUGUUGCCAAGAAUGUAGAUUACUCUCACUGCUUAUAAAGUAUAAUACCCAUGAAAGCCUUCUGCACCCAGUGAUUGGAGACAUCCACCUGCUUAGAACAACACUGCUGAAUAUUCAUGUUCGGGGGUGUUGGGAUGUAGGCUUAAAAUAAUGCCCCUCUUGUCCGGGCAUUAACCUCAGGGUCAGGUGCCAUCCCUGCAGCCACGAGCCGCAAGUCUGAAUGAGUUAUAUAUAAUUGCUUGCAGUUGUGGGUGUGCACUGCACACUUGUGUGUGUGGCAUGCUUAGAUUGCUAAGUGUGCGGCUGGUGAAACCUUAACCCUGCUCCUUUAUGUCCUGGCUAUUGGGCUGACUCAGCAACAUUAGCAGACCACCUGGGAAUGACCGGUCUAUGGGAGCCAUCUUGUAGGGAGCCUUGUAGCUCGGUCCUUUUGGGUUACUAUUAGAUGUGAAGCUUUUAACAGCAGUGGUCUGCAUAAAUCAAGGUCAUAAGAAUCCGUACAACAUUUCAAGUUAAACAGUAAAGACACAUAGACAUAGCAGAAAGACAGGAACGAGGCCAUGGCUGAUUAUAUGUUAUCAGAAACACGGACGACAAAGUCAAAGCGUCCUCAAUACCCUCUGUUGUUGGAUUUCAUUGUCCAAACUCCUUUGCACCAAUCAAAAGUAUAUGCUUUGAAACCAUAUUAGGACCUGUGCAAAUCAUACGAGGCCCCUCGAUCUCUUGGCUCCAGCAGUUAAGAAAGUUUGUUUUAUUUAUAAGAACAGUACAGAGGUAAUUUUCCAUUGUGGUGACUCGUGGGACAUUUGCUUUGUCUGCCUGCCUGUUGCAAAGACACAAAGAAAUAGGCAGAAGUUAAUUUUCGGUGUUGCUACUGAAAAUAUUGCAUCAGAAAGGCUCUUUCUGUUCCCCCUCUGGAGGUUAGUCUUAAGAAAACAGCAUCCUCUCAAGGGGCCUGUAAACCAGUUACUGAAUCAGCCGGCUUGCAAGUCAAAGUAUCCUGACUUCACUAUGCAUACCUUUCAUUCUGCUCAGACUGAGUGGGCCGUGCUGUUGAGUGAAGUUUGAAAUUACACAUGAUUACAGCUAAUUGUAUAAAACCUUUUGGCAUAUAACUUCAAAUAGUAUUAUUAAUCAUUCAAAAAUAAAUGUCAAAGGCUAUUAGGAAUCAUUGACCAAAUAUAGGUAAUGAUUCUAUUCAGAAAAUUUCUCAGGACUGUGGACGUGUGAUAAAUCUUGUUUUUUUUUCCACAUGCAGACACAGCAAUUAGUAUGACCAUGCUGAGUUGAACUUCAAAAUAUUUAUUUAGGUCACUGUGAAAGAGGAAGGAGAAGUCCGUCAAACUCCUAAUUAUUCAUCUCAAAUAGUUGCUGAGUCUGAAGUCGAAUCAGAACUUGGUGUUUUUCCAUGUAUGGAAAAGAUAAAGCUUCUAUUAUCAGUCAGCAGUUCAUGAACACAUAAGAUGCAUUAUCCUCUUUUUACUCUCAGACUAUUGAAUGCACUUCUCUUUUAUAUGAACUGGUUCCAUGUUUUUACUGUACAAACACCGAUUCCCAAGACUCAGAAUAGAUAGAUUUAGUUGACACUGAUUACCUGCUACCUUAAGAAAUGUAUCAAUGCUUGGGUUAAGUGGAAAUGUCUAAUUGUCAAAUAAUUUCCUUUUGAUUUGUUUGAUGAUUUAAUCACACAGUUUUCAUUACACACAUGUAAAUCGAAACUGUAGAUUUACCGUGCCGACCCUCACCUAUGGUCGUGAACUUUGGGUAUUGACCGAAAGAACGAGAUCGUAGAUACAAGCAGUCGAAAUGGGUUCCUUCGCAGGGUGGCUGGGCUCAGACUUAGAGAUAGGGUAAGGAGCUCAGACACUCGGGAGUUGCUCAGAGUAGAACCGCUGCUCCUCCACGUCGAGAGUCAGCCGAGGUGGCACGGGCAUCUGGUUAGGAUGCCUUCUGGAUGCUUCCCGUUAGAGGUGUUCUAGACAUGUCCCACUGGAAGGAGACCUCGUGGCCGGCCCAGGACCAGGUGGAGGGAUUAUAUCUCUCGCCUGGCCUGGGAGUGCCUAGGGCUCCCCCCGGAGGAGCUGGUGGAAGUGGAUGGGGUGAGGGCCGCCUGGGCUUCCCUCCUGAAGCUGCUGCCCCCACAACCUGGACCCAGAUAAGCAGAAGAAAACGAUGACGACGCGCAAAUGUUAAGGGCCUAUGUCCACUUACAGCAUCUUUUUAUAAUUACAGCAUACAGGACCUCAAAUUAGAAUACUUUAGUUUCUCCUUCUCCGUGGAUUUUCUAGAUUUCCGACAACACGUAGGUCCAAAGCUCUCAACAAAAAACAAAGCAGGUGUCAGCAGUGAGAUGGAUCUCCUCUACACAGUGACGGCUUCAUAUUUCAAAGAGAUGCCGUAUCACUGGGAUCACAGAGUGGAGCAUGACAGCGAGGAUUUGAGGAUAUCAGGACAGUGACUGAAAUAACCAUUUUUGGGCACAUAUCUGCCCUGGGAAACUUUGUAUUGAAGAGGUUCUGGGAUUAAUGUCCAUGUUUGUUCGAAUAGAAAUAAUAUACUCUCCCUCUUGUGCAGCUGUACAGAGGUCUAAAACCAACCCUACUCAACUUAUUUAUUUUAAAACCAGGAGACAGGGGAAGAAACUGAGAGAGGCCCCUUGAAAAUAAGCGUUACAGUGAGAUCCUUCAGCACUCUUUUCAAUUUUCUCUGUCUUAUCACUGUAAAGUUUGAGUUUUGUUUGGGUGGUAUACGCUUUUAGUCUUUUUGCUGAGUUGUUAUUUAUCACACAUUGUCUUUAACGCCAUUACUUUUGCAUUCCUUCCUCCUCUCUAAACAAACUGUUUACCACCUCAAAGUGUAUCCGAAUCUUGGCAAGCAAACUGUCAAGAUUUUUUUUCUCACUUACGUUCUCUUUUCUCACUCUGGCUCUACUUUUCCCUCUGCCAUCUAAACAUUUACCGGCAAAUACCAGCGCAGAGAAAGAGAGAGAGAGAGAAAAAAAUCAACCUUUCUUGCAUUCUCCAAGCAGUGACUCUCUAAAAACCUCCACUGGCACACAGGAGUUGACUGCAUAGUUUCCCCGAUGCAAACCAGAUGUGAAGCACUAAUGUAUGGCAGCAUUUUUUUUCCUUCAAAGGAAGACAAAUGUAGGCCAAAAAUGUAGUCUUUUGGCUGCUUGCACACAGAGAUACAAAAAUAAAUUCAUUCCUGAGCUCCAAGCUUUCCCUCAUGGUGGUUGGGUCAGCACUGUAUGAUUUAGAAUAAUUGCAAUGUUAUUGUUUGGUGUUGGUGGAGUAUUGUGGAGCAUUGAGAUCGAGACUAGUUUAUGAAAGGAGGCCGAUGAGAUGCAAUAACUGCGUUUUCAACUGCACAGAAAGUUUUGUCUUCCAUACGUGCAUGGAGCCUUUCUUGCUCGCACGUCCUCAAGUCUCGGCCUGCCAAGCGUCUGUCAGAUUAUGACAAAUUUGUGUUUUAAGUAUAACUAAACAUACGUCAGUGCAGGCUUGUUCUGUACUUUUGUUUAUCUUCGAAUUUAACCACCAUAUCAAAUCCCUUUAAUAAAUGAGUCCAGAGGGUUUGACGGUGCAGCAUUUUCAAGCCAGCUGCUAUUCACUUGUAGCCUUUACGCUAAUACUACAGCGUGUACCACACAACGGGAGCAAGGCUAAUAUUACAAGACAUCAAGUCAUAUCCCCGCACUUGCAUUGUCAUUAAAAGUUGCCAAGAAAGGACAAAUUACAAAGGCUGUGGUGACAUUUUCUCCUGCAGGUAGUCAUUUUCAUCCUUCAUGUUUAUGAUGUCGGCUUUCAUUUGAGCCCUCUGUCGCCUCCCACUCCACGCCAAGCAGUGUUUAAACGCUCAAGGACAAUAACAGGUUUGCGUACCAGUGUCUGGUCCUGCAGCUCGUAGCCUAUCGUCAAGUCUGACCCAGGCUCCCAUAGAGGAGCGGUCUCAGGUGCCCCCUCAGCAGCCCCCCUACCCCUGAUCCCCUCCGCUCUGCUGCAGCAUGUGCGCUGAUGUUGUUCAAAGAGACUCUGUAAAGUGAAACUCCUCUCCGUCGCUUCCUGCUUCAGGUCUCAUUCGGUGUCCUGAGAGUGUGGGUGGCCCAGGUUCUCUGCUGGUGAAAGAUUGAGAGAUUACAAGAACGACAAGACUCGUAGUAAAGCCACUCCUCGUCUACCAACAGCACUUAAUCAUAUAAACUGAUGACCACAUGUUGCUCCGGGUUUUAAAUAUCAUGAUGACGCCAUAACUGCACUGCUAUUAUAAUCAAUUUCUCAACCUCUGUGUAUGCAAAAUCUCCCUUACAUCAGAAUUGAAGUGUUGCAUAUAUGUGCAAACCAGUACUUGUACGCUUGUGUAAAUAAGCACAACUGUUUAAAAUUGUGGCUGAGGCGUGCUCUCUCCUCCAUGAGCAAUUUCCUCUUCUUCCUGUGAUAAGAGUCGUUGCUCUUGUGUGUCCUUUCCAUUUCUGAGCUUUCUUUAUCUGAUUCAGAGGAGAGCAAGCAGAAGCAGGACAACAAACAUUGGAGUUGUAGAGAGCCUGACCAGUGAGGGUUUUAGUAUAGAAAAAUCAAGAGGGGGAAUUUAUCCAAUUACAGAUACAACAUGCAGGCAGUAAAGUAAACUGUGAGGGCUGCACACCUUUAGUCAUCCUUCUCAAUACUCGUGUUUCCUCGGAGAGCCUUGGAGCAAGUCUUAGAUCCAUACCAGAAACCUCCCUCGCCUCACCGAGUCUAUUUUUGACAGAGAUCAUGUCGGCAUCCAUCAAUCUGAACAGAGCAGAUCCCCUCGGACAGGAAGUCAGACAUGAAAAUGACAUAAAGCUUCUGCUUGAUUCAAAAGAAGAAAAAAACACCAUAUAUGGACUCCAAAUUGUGCAUCAGACUGUGAGACAGAAUUAUUGAUGAUAAGGAAUAACAACUACAAAACAGCCACAAUUCUUCGAUAUGUGUUGAUCAGUACUUGACUUUAUAGGUAAAACAAGAAUGAAGUAGGACAUAAUUAUAAACAUCAACCAGCUUUCAGGCGCGUGCGCCCGCUCAAGUUUCUUUUUCAAGAUAUUUUUAAUGAAAUAUAAUUUUGGACAAUUAUUUACAAAAAUGGAACUACGCAGAGUCUGAAAGAAACACUUUGCAAUGUGUCAAAUGUAACCAGAUUUCCAUUUCAAGAGGUUUUAUUUAGCAAUGUAACCAGUUAAUAUUUUCCCCCAAAAUAGUCACAUAUUUUUUAAAGAACUGCUGGUUUUAGUUACAACAAUUUUGGUGUAGGUGGAGCUCCUCACCCAAACUGACACACACAAACAUAUGCUCACUAAUGGUAACGCUAGAAAACCUCCUGGACAUUAGAUACCCUGCUGCUGCUUAUCAGAUAUCUCAAACACCAACACACUAGUAUGUCAAUAUAGUGAAAGAAAUUGUACUUAUAUGCAUGCUAUUGUUUGUUAUGCUCUUAUUUUCCAAUCUGUGUGUUGACAUUGAUUUUAAUUUUUCCAAGUUCUGCACCAAAACAUCUUGAAAGGUACUCUGCCAAAGAUGCCAUCACAAAACAGCAUGGUACAACUAUGAGUACCUGUACACCCUUGAUAGAAGCAUUAAAUGUACAAUACAUUGACCUCAAAAAGGCAUCGCAACCUCUAAAGUGAUUUUGCAAACUUGUUAGUCAAGCCGCCUUGAGCUUCAGACGGCUGCACCGCCCUUUCGACAUGCUUCCAGUGAAGCAGGGUGCGCUUAUCAGAGCAAAACAUGAGCGUUGACAGAACUGGGCACACACGCUUGCCGUAGAAUCUAGAGUAAGACUGAUAGAUAUUUCCUGGAAAGACUUUGCUCUAAUUCACAAUGGUAUGACCCCUCAAAGACACUCAUGAAGCUUCUUUUAAAUCCAUUUGAUACAGUUUACUACAUUACUACACAGCAGUGAUGCCCUUCCUGCUGCAGUAAAGUAAACUGUAAGGUUGCAAUGUGCUCCCAUGCAAUGAAUCACACCAAGAACUAUUUUUCAUAUCAGUUCUUGAGUUUAAACAUCUGUGCAAUGGAAAAAUUCAAUGCUGGUAUGAAUGUAUCUCUUAUACACAUGCUGGCUGAUCUAAUAGCUGAAGCAUGUAUCAUUCAGACAUAACUUUAUGAACAUGCUGCAAGUAUAUUUCAAUGUCUAACUUGCAUGAUGUGUUUCUGUGACCUGAAUACGUCGAACCACUUAAGAUGAUGUUCAUGCACACGUUUAGUCAUAUUGAUGGGAUUUGGCUAGUGGAGUGACUAUUCUCCUAGAAUAUGUGGAUCUGGAAGCUUCCCCCAAAGGUCCUGACCUUGGUUUCCAUUUCCUUGAAGAGAAAAAUGAACGUAAUCCCCCUGUCAUUGUGUCAUAAACAUCAGCUCCGGACCAUUUAAAAAAGGGUAAUUCAUGCUUUUGUCUUUUCACAUUAGUCACCGAGUGGAAAGUCUUGCACGGUCACAAGGCGCUGAAAUAAAUAAGAUUCGAUGACAUCUACAUCAGGCUCUUUUCAAGUGGCCACCAGACUGGGACACAAAUGAUCUUUUUCUGAAGUGUGCUUUUGACAUCUUGUUUUAUUUUUAAAAUGCUCAAACCAGGCCCCUCAAAUGAUAUAUUUAAGUGUCCACUGCUAUGAUUUUUUUCCCAUCUCAAAGCCAGCCCAGCAGUCUUACUGUGUUUGGAAGAGGUCCAGACACCAGACAGAGGGCAGUGAGAUGGUAUGUGUUUACCCGAACACAGCCGUUUCACUUUUCCUCCGGUUUGAUUUAAGACUCGUCAUGGCGUUAAGUUCCUGCGACGCUGUUCAUUUGCCUCUAAAUGUCACAGCCGUCCCUCUGUCUCUUUUUUUCUCGUCCCACUGAUUUGUUUGAUUUCUCCUCUGUACCUUCAUCACUCUCUCUGGGACUUGUAUAAAGGGGAGCAAAGUAAUGUGUACUUUAAGGGGACCUGCUCUAUAACACACUCCUUCCUCUGGUGUGCUGCCAGAACAUCAGGCAGCUUAAAGUGACAGAGUGGCUUUUGCAGCAGCUGCUUUCAUUAAAAGUGAAUCAAACCUUAGUGUGCCCACUUAAAUCCACACUUUUUUUGAAGUGUCCUAUUUGACAUAAAAACACACUUGUCUUAAAGAGGCCGUGAACACAGACCAGCAAACAGAGCAGACUCCCUUUGCAUCGCUUGCAGACAGUCAGCAAAACCGCAACUCUUGAACUGUUUUCAUUUUGGCAAUUAACCAAAGCAAGAGUCGGCCAGAUCUUCAUUUACAGACUGUGAUGUAAUUUCCACCAACUGUCAUGUUGCCUUAUCAGGAAGGACUGAGUUACACCACUUCCAUCCACUGUCACUGUCUUCUGGAAAUAAUCAUUCCCACAUUGGCUCUUACAUAUCAAACCACAUUUUAUUUUUUUAUUUUUAUUUUUAUGUUUUCUCAGGAAGAAAAAGCUACAUUGUUGAUCCUGAGUUACUUACUUUUUAUUGUUUUUUUCCAAAAAAGGGCAAAAACAAACACCAGUGGAAAGUCUCUGACAUCUGGGUUAAAUAUUUCAUUUAUAAUUAUAUACACAAUGUGACUGAUGUUUGUUAAAAAAUGACAAAAUUGUUCAAAGUAUAAUGUUCUCUCUUUGUCCUAGGACACCUAUUGGUAUCAACUCAAAACCGAGCUUCAGUAGUUGAUCAAUUAUAUCAAAAUACUGAAUAAACUUUAGCGGUGGUCCUAGUUGCAGAGAUUUAUGGAGAGCUCUUAAAAAUUAACCUGCAAUAUAUGUUCGUGUCAUGUUAAAGCUCCAGUAAGGAGUUUUUGGUAAGGUUGCGAAACAGAGUGAAAUGAACAGCGAUGCAUCUCUAUGAUGUACAAAAGCAAAUAAAACCAUCAGUGAUAAGAUUUUAAGUUUAUAGACUGUAUUUUGUAACGCCUGUUGCCACUGUAAGAGGGUAGAUAUGCUAAGGAAACAGCUUUUGUGACUUUUCUGAAGACAAAUGUUCACAGUGUGCAUUAAAUUUUACUUUAAAAUGCCAACAAGAGUAGAUUUUUGUCAAUCAGCGCCUCUUUCAGAAGGGUGGGAUAAACUUUGUGCUUUGUCCACAGGGGGCGCCAAGUGAACACAGACAUAAACUUCCUCACAGGAGCUUUAAAUACCUCAAGUCUGUUGUAAUGCGUGUCGUCGUCAUGCACAUAAUGAAUUGUUUUCAGCAAAGCACCAAACACCUGUUGACUAAUGUCUGUAAUUGGUGUGAUUUCACUGAGAUGAGUGUUCGUCCUCAGGACAUGUUUUCAUUGUUGGCCAGUCUUAAACUGCACUGACUCACAAAAUGUGAUACUUAGUAGGCGUUGUUGGACCUUUAAAUAGAUGGAGUUUAAUUUUUUUCAUGUGUUUUCCAUUGAAAGUGGUCCCUUCAUGAACCCUUCCGUGCAGUUUGAAGCAUACUGCCUCUAAUCGGCUUAUUCCCACUAUGAUUAGAUUUGUUUCUUUUUGUUUUAAUUUUUUUUAUUAGGCAUCUUGUCUUUAUUCUCAGAGGACAGCUGUAGAAAGGCAGGAAAUGUGAAGGGAGAAGGGAAGAAGGGGAAAUGACAUGCACUAAAUUAUACUGGGAUUGGGAAUUGAUCCAGUGCAACCAAGACUGUAGCCUGUAGCCAAGCUGUAAACUGUUGCUGUCGAAGUUAACUUCCGGUCAGCAGUCAUAUAACAUUUUAAAAGAAUAUUCUCCUAAAGCUCAGGAGAGGAGGGGGUAAAACUGUCGGGCUUAUUCCCUCAGUCUGUGUGAACUGUUCAUUUCAAAUCAACCGAAGCGUAAGCAAAGUUUGAGCUGGGGAUUAACAGGCCUGCCUCUGGGACUGGACUGGACAGUGUAUAUGCUGGACCUCCCCUCUCCAGUAACCAACCGUGACUAUGUUGCCUGGCAACAGCGUACAGCCAGCUUGCUUGAAUUGGUCCGCUGCUCUGUGCUGUGGUGUCUCACGAAUCGGCCCUGAACUUCACCUCAUUAUGCCAAUCAGAGAAAGUUGUGAUGACUAGAAGAAUGCAGCCUUGGCAUUCCUCCGCUAUCUUCACCCCGGAUGUGUGAAAACAAACAAAAGGGUCUAAAUUCUUGUUCAGACGUGCAAGGCUCAUCACAUCCAGCUCUGGGGGAUUGACACCUGUUUGCAGUGGAUGAAACAGGGUCUAAAACAGGGUUUAGAUUUUCAUUAGGUGAGAUUUUAGGCACAGAUACUCUUUAACAGCCUAAAGGUCCUUACACACAGGGACCGACGCAAAUAUAUGACGCAGAAUUACGAAAUAUUCAGAGGAGAAUUUUGACGCGCCUGACUAUACAUAUCAAACCCAAUGCAAUUUUGCGACUUUCCAGGGGGGAAAAAGAUGCGUCCCAGGUGGACGCAAGAAGACUGACACAACACCAGACUGACUGUUUUUCAGUUCUGAUUAGACACUAGUGUUGAGAUUGCUGUCUGUCAUGAUAGCAUGUACUGAGUCUGGGUCAGUACCAGAUAAGCACAUUAAACUAUAUAAACGUAAGGUAACAACUGAGACCUAAUGGUGCUGUGACAGCAAUGCGAUUGAGUUUGAGACAGUGAAAAUACAUAUGGUAAGUUGUAUCUGAACAGGUUAGCUUACAAGCUAAAGUUACUUAGCACAGAUGAAAAACAAAGACGUUUAGCAAACUGUUAAAACACACAAACCAUCGUCAUAUGAGAAAUCCGACUCUAUGACUCUCCACAAGUUGUCCUUCAGGUCAUUACCUUUGUAAUGUUUGUGUCUUUUAUCAAAAAGCACUCUGUUCUCUGACACGUAAACAAUCAGCCGGUCGGCCAUGUUGGAUAUACCAGUGAAUCAGACAUCGCAACAACACGAAUUCUGAUUGGCCAGAAGUGGACACACAGUAUGUGAAACUUUAGGAAAAUCAACCGUGAUCUGAGAAAAAAAAUGCAGCAAUAUUGCAGGACGGGAAAACGUUGUUGAUGUGAACGCUUGUAUUGACAGGAUAUGGGUUUGAAAAAAAAAUUUGAACGUCCGAAAUAAUCAUUUAAAUCUUGAUUUUUAACCUACAAAGACUAGCGGAAGCAAAUGUUGAUAACAAGCCAGUGAGAGAUCCCCGAGUGUAUAUUCCUUUUGACGAACCGUAAAGUUGUUUACUGUGGGACCAGGGAUGUCCUCAGAGGCCAGUGACAGAAUUACAGAGACUAAAGCUCUGCAGAGGUCAACAGAACAUCAUGGAACCAUUUUUUUGCAGAAUCACUCAUUGAUCCAUAUAUAGCUACACCAAAUAUAAAUCCAAGUUUGCUCUUUUGGAUGAACUCCCUUUGGAUCAUUACCGGAAGUAUGCACUGUUGCUGGAUUUAUCACAGAUCAUUGUGCCGCACUGCUAUGAUUAAACUCAGCGCAGUCUUUCUGGACCAUUGUCCUCAUAUGUGAGGGUUAGUGUGAUUUCCUCUAAGCCCACACUUUUCCCAGAGGCCUGAAUUCAGUCACAGCUCUGGUAUUUGGGAACAUUAUUAACCCAGAGUUGGUUCUUAGUCAUCUUGGACAUGAAGGCGAUGGACCUCUGCCUGGAAGUGAGCAUAUACAGUAGUAGAUAAAAAGCCCUGUGAGAACCAGCCUCCGGACUGGAUUUGAGGGUGACCCAGAUCCAACUCAUCCUCUUCUCUUCUCAUUUCUCUUCUCUUCUCUUCUCUUCUCUUCUCUUCUCUUCUCUUCUGGGUUUUGGGUCGGCAGUAUCCACAUGUAGUCACGUCUAAGUCUGUCUCCCUUGGGCUUUGUGCGCUGACGUCAUGCCCCUCUCUGUUAGCGCCUGUGCCACCAAAGGCUCAUGUCUGGAUCUGUACUGGUUGCUGAAAUGCUGAUUCUCAAAUUAGUUACAAACCUCAAGGUCCAAUUCAUCCGGCUUUUUAACCUCUUCGACGUUUCUUUCUAAUCCAAAGCUGAUUCCUGGAAAACCUUCUCCUUUUGAGACCACAGAAUCAUUAAAGAUGAGGAAUUGCAAAUAACAGCAACCACUAAUAUCCUGAGUGACCUAUCUCACAGAGGUGUUUCCUGGGUAAUUAUCCGUGUCUGAAAAUCACUCCUUUUGUCAGAGGACUUGCGUGUCUACCUAUCUGGAAAAUGUCUCCUGGCCUACUUUCUACAAGCCCUUAGCACGUCAUGAACAUAUGGAUUAUACAAUUUUAAGGAGGGUAAUAAACAGCUGGCUGAUUUACUUUGGAAAUUAAAGCUGACAUCAGACGUCACAGAACUGGCUCCCCGGCUUCGUGAAUCAUGCCUCGUCUCGUCCUCUUUACCUGGCAAGCGAAGGCAGCGCAUACCUGCCUGGCACUGCAGACAACAUCAAGGUCAUUGUGUUCGCUUUCAGCUCGUCACUGUCUUCAUCUUAUCCUCGUGUUGUGUUUUUGUGAGCCAGUUGGAAAAGAGCCUGAAGUUUUCUGGCUGUUUAUGUGUCAGAUUUCCAGGAAUUAAUGUGAAAAUGCGAACUUGCAGGUUCUGCACCUUGUUGGACGUUUUGCAGACUGACCACAGCUGCUUUUUCUGAUAUUUUGCCACAACCUCCAGCUGGAAAUUAAAAGAAGACAUUAGAUACUAAAGUCGUGUCCAUUAAAUCUUUAGAAAGCCCGAUGUUCUGAGCUUGUGUUUACAUGCGGCUGCAGGGCUUUCAAGCAUUAAUUUAUGUGGAAAGGUCGUCUGAGGGUGCUGAAAGUGUCUUAUUAGUUUGUGGAAGGAAGGCUGUGUUAGCAGAAAGCUGUCAGUGGGUUAAAUAUGAGGACUGUGAGCAGGUGAGGUCUCUUGGAUCUUGGCUCUCUCUCUCUCUGACUCACUAAAGAGGUUUUUUUCAGGCUGAGACGGAUGAAACACGAGAGUCUGGGACUGAUGUUUUCCCCGAUGAUGGAUCCUGUGUGAUUUGGCUUUAAGUCCUCGUUCAUUUUUCUGCUUCAAUCCAAAAAGUUUUAGCGCACCGGUGGACCUUUUUACAAAUGUACGUGUGGGAGUAAGACAGGCAGCAAAGGGGCCUGUUUGUGAUUGAUUAUUAGAUCAGACAUGAUUAUUAUUACUGGGUGGUGGGAAUGAAUUGCCAACAGAGCACCCUGCCAGAGCCCUGUAUCCAUUAUCACUGGGCUUCCCUCCAGCCAUGCUGUAAUGUUUUGGCAAUCUGAUAUUGUUGCCAUAAUGCUCUCACAAUAUUAUUCUGUCACUUUGUUGUGUGCUCAGUAAUGAUCAAGGGGCCUAUCACGCUGUGAAAACCAUGUAUUAGACUCUACCUCUUCUGUAUCUGUGUCUGCACGUUACUGUACAACAGGAAGCCACCUGUUAGAGAGUUCAAACAGCCUCAAGUGUCUUUGACAACACAAACGCUUCAUGCGGUUUCUGUAUCUGUUGGUGGUCCUCAGCCUUUCUCACAUAUAUAGUCUUGCCUCAUAAAUAUUUACAGGUGUGUACGAUGUGUACGACUUCACAAAGCAAAGAUGCGCUCCUUUAUUCCCGCUCUCUAUCAGGGCUUUAAUCCUUAAGUUGCAGAUUCAGGCGGUUGAGAGAAACAACAAAGAAAGUGACAGCGCGCUCUCUCUUGUCCCCUCCCUCUGUAUCCACCACACUUUCAUCACGCAGCAAUAAAAUUUAACAGGCUCUCCUCUCUGCCUCUCUUUCUUUUUCCACUUGCUCCCACUUGCACCGCGUGUUUUGUUUGAGCAGAGCUCCACUGCUGGUACAAGCUGAAGUAUUUACAGCGUAAAUAGCGGCAGUCAGACUUGACAUUGCAGUGCCAAAAAAGGUUACAGGGUAAUACCUUGACACUCUUCCUCCUCUUUCUCCCUCUCAUUUCAGUCUUUUCUUUCUUUUUUUUUUGCAUUUGUUGUUGACUUGAGUUCCUCUCGUUUGUUCCAGGUUUAAAAGAAAUCACGAUGGCCGACCGUUUCGACUGUGACAACUGCAAGGAGUCCUUGUACGGCCGCAAGUACAUCCAAUCAGACGACAGUCCCUACUGCAUCCCCUGUUACGACAGCCUCUUCUCCAACACAUGUGACGAGUGCAAAGAACUGAUCGGCCAUGAUGCAAGGGUAAGGCAUCCAUUUUUGACAUGAUCGGACAUGCACUCAGCUAUCUGUUGCACAAUGUUUGCAUUCGGAGAACAUACAGAGUAACUAUCAAAACAUCGUGGUGAUUAAAGAAGAAUGUUAGAUUAUGGGGAAAGUAUUUGACACAUGCUCAAAUGGUGAUCCUUAUUUUAAGUUUAUAAAAUCAGCUUUUAGCUAUACGCCGGGUUUAGUGACACUGCUCUGGAUAGGCUAACUUAAAGUUAAGACAUGCUAAUGAUAGAUAAUUUAUGCUAAAUGAGCCGUGUUCUAUAUAUUUUAUGUGGCAAGACAUAGUAAAACUUAAUUGAACUUGCAAUUAUACAGGCAAUUUCCACUUAGUCCACAUGAGCCAGCGGGUUAAUUUUGUCUCAGAUUGUAAAAAAAGCACAAUGAGGGAAUGUCUCUUUUUCUUCCCCACAACCACGUUUAAUUUAAUUCAUCCUUAAUAGAAAACACUUAGAUGAAGUGGAUCAUUUAAGACUGACACACACUACUUAGAGGAGUUUAGAGAGGCUGAGGGCAGGCUGAAGAGCUUGGUAGUUUGUGGAGUUAAAGAGGGUAAUGAGUUAUUGACACCCUCAUGGGCUGCAGAUGAUGGAUGAAAUAAGCAUUUCCUUGGCUUAGCAUUUUAAAAUCCUUGUAAGACCUCCAUGUAACGGAGAAACCACACACUUCUGCCCUGAAAUUAUGCUCAACUUUACUUCUGUUGUAGCAAGAAGCUUAACCCCCAAUUUCCACCGCAUCCAGAACGGCUGAAAAAAGGCUGUAUGCGCCAAUCACAGCUGAUCGUUUCUAUUCAAGUUAAUGUGUCAAUUUCCAACGGUUUCUUUCCGUUCCGCUGUGGACUUUCAUCGCCAGAGUUCAUAUUUUUCCGGACGCCGUUGCAUGCCGCAUAAAUUCAGCACAGAUUAACCCGUGCUGGAAAGGAAGUCAUGCACAGACACAUAACAAAACAUCCUGCUCCUUUUCAAAAUAAAAUACUACAUGUUUCAGGCGGAUCAUAUUUCACACCAUGCAAAUGUGCGCAGGGACGAACAGGUGAAAGGUUUUCAGAGAUGCUGAUUCUAGAAGUCUAGAAGUCGAUUUCCUCCCCUGGAAGGACUCAAUCUAUCGCUUAUAUGAUUAUGUAGCUGUCUUUAUGGAGACCACUCGUUAUCACGCGAUUGCACGUGGUUCUUAUGAGUUCUCGCGAUUCCCACUGUCUAAAAUCCGCUACAAACUCAUCCGGUAGGAAUUGGCGGACAGCAAAAAUUGCUGCCGUUCAAUGUGCAGUGGAAAUUUGUGGUAAAUUUGAGUAAGGACUCAAAGAUAAAGAAAUAAAACGUCCUUCUUCUUCUUCUUGUUUUUUCUUGUUCUUCUCUCAGGAGCUCUUCUACGAGGACCGACAUUAUCACGAGCACUGCUUCCGCUGUUUCCGCUGCGAUCGCUCACUGGCGGACGAGCCUUUCACCAGCCAAGAUGAGGCGUUGCUCUGCAAUGACUGCUACUGUAAUGAGUUCUCCUCCAAGUGCGUUGCCUGUGACAAGAUCGUCAUGCCAGGUAAAGGUGAAGACAAUACACUGUUAAGUAGGAGUGUCCCAAUACAAUAUUGAUAUCGGAUAUCGGAUUAUAUCGGCCUGCAUCUAAAAUCUCCAAUAUCAGCAGUAUUUUUUGUUUGAGUCCAAAAAAGACAUUGUAGCUGAGUGAAAAAUGUGUCAUGCACAAUUUUGUGCCAAUAUCGGAUCAAUAUCGGUAUCGGUCAAUAUUGAAGGCUACAAUAUUGGUAUCGUAUCAGAACUCAAAACGUUGUAUCAGGACACCGCUAGUGUUUAGAAUCAGAGUUCAUUGAAUCACAGCCCUCUGAAUGACUCUUUUUUUUUUCCAACAACACAUUAGCUAAAAAAAAUAUGAUUGAGUAAAUUAUGGAAAUAAAUAAGAGACGGGGGGACUUGUGAAAUAUCUUGCAUGUAAUGCUUUUGACAGAGCUGAUUCAACCACUAACCACCGGUCUCAUUGUCCCACAUUUUACUUUCCAUGUUGUAUACAAAUUCAAAUGUCAUGAUAGAUAAGCAAAUGACUCUGGAAAAUGAUGACAUGGCAAACUCAAGGAAGCAGGAACGAACCGACAGUUUAUAGAAAGAGAUCGACUAGAUACAGAGAGGAAAGAUAUUUAAUGAAAACGAAAAAAGAUGAAGAAAAAGAGAGCAAAUCCACGGUCUGUGAUUGAGCUGCAGCCAGUGCUGAAUGUGACAGAGUAAUUGUCAGUGUGCUCGACUUGUUGUCCGCGAGCCAGAUCCUCAGAGCUGGUGGACUGCCAGCAGUCCGAUGAUAUGAAAAGAUAAGCUCCACAGUUAUUCCAGCGCUCCUGUAACAGUUGACACAGUCACUGUACAGAAAAACACGAGUCCAGGAAGAGCACAACGACCUCCCUUAUUCCACAGAAGAUAAUCUCAUGUUCACUCAUUUGUAUUACAGAUCGUUGUGUCAGCAAGACGCCAUCAGAAAAGGUGUCUCAAAGCUCCCAGUAUACAUACUUUAAAACCGGAUUGUGAAAUAAUCCUGAUGCUCUUCAUUUGCAGAUUAAAUUACUAUUAUCUCUCAGUCUCAAUUAACAGUAAACCACCGACAGAAAUGAAGCCCCUCUUCAAAAACAGACGCUCACUUAUCUUUGUUUGACAUCUGGAUGCUAGACUGAAGUGGUUUAUGCGGGUUUGAAAAAGGAGAGAAGAAACUUAACACCGUGGCUAAGUGAACGCAUUUCUCCGAGAGUGAUUUGAUCAAAAAAGAUUAUUUAUGAAUCUGCUGUAAAACCCCUGAUGCCAGAGAUUGUCUCAAAAGAUCUUUCUGUGUUCUCCCAGACAAUGAACCUCUUGUUUGGUUAGUGUUGACUCUGCUGGAAAAUAUUCUGACACACACAACGUUUUUGUUGUGAUCACCAUCCACUGUGACUAAUCAUCUUUUGGGGGCUUUAUUUUGAAGGUUAGAAUAUUAAGUAUACUCAGGAUAGCCACACAUUGCACCCUUGGACUGUAUAAAACAAAACCGUAGUGUUGUGAAACGAGAAGAUGGCGGUUAGCGCUGUCUCCGUCUAACUUACAGUCAAACUUUGAGUCAAGGAGGCAAAGAGGACGAGUUGAGGUGAGCAAAACAGCGACAACUCUCCCAGAUUUGAGCAAAAUUCAGAGAUUUAAUACAAUCCAACAAACGAGCUGUAAAGAUCUAUCACUUACCCAGUUUUAUUGUAUACAGAACGAGGUUAGGACACAGAAAUAGAGAGUUUGAUCUCCAGAGUCAUUUGCAGCUUUUGCACUUUUAGAAAACUUAAAAUUCACACUGUAGCAACUGAUUGAAUAGUGGAAAGUUAUAACUCUAUAACUUAUAAAGUUAUCAAUUUACUUUCUGUUAUUGUUUGGUUUUAAGACUUUUUUAUUUAACUAUCCCUUUUAUGCCUGAAACAACAAAUUAUGGCCAGAAAAUUCAAGUUUUCUUUGAGCUAAAAUAUUUAUUUCACUUACUACUUAAAACCAAAAAAAAUCAAAAUGUCCUUAAAAUCUGACAAAUGUAUUUAUUUAUUUUGUUUGGUACAUUAGAUGUUUUUGAAAACUGAUAAACCACAAGAGGACAUUUUUUAUCAUUUAUCAGACUGUAUUCAGUAAUUUGUUGCUCCUAUUGAUUUGAUAUAAGUAUCAUAAAAGUAUGUAUCAAAUAUGAUACAAGAGGAAAUAAAGGGUUAACUUUUAACACUCUAUCACCUUUAUUAUAUUUUAUCAUGAUUUUAUCACUUUAGUCCUCGCUCCAGUGUUUCCUCUUUUUUUUAAACUCAAGACAGAGUUUCCUCAGUCGUCUGUGGAAAGUUGAAGAGUCCUCACUUUUCUUUUGUGUAUACAUCUGUGUGUAUGAGCGUGUGAGUGCUGUAUACAUUGAAUGGGGGUUUGGUAUUUGCAUUUUUAUUUAUUUUAUUUCAUAGUUUUUUAUAUCCUGCUUCAAUGGACAUCACCUUGUGCUACAUUCUACAUACAAAAAGUGCUUUAAAAAUAAAGUUAGUUUGAUUGAUUGAUUGAUUGAUUGAUAACUCAAAGCAUACUCAUAAAAAGCUCAUAAUUCAAAUGUAGAGGUUGUCUCCUGAUGUAAUGGAGGUCUUUGCACAAGGACUGAUAUAAUCAGAUCUGAUCGAGGGAUUUAAUUUUAAAACACUUAAAACAAAAAUGGCUCAUCUCAAAAUAACCUUAAGGAUAAUUUCAAGAUCUUAAAAUCUGAUGUAUUUUCAUCUUUAUUAAGUAGUUCCAGACUCGAUUUUGGUGUACUUGUCAAAAACCAGCUUAUAGUACGUCCCUCUUGGUCUACUUUAGGCCCUGUAAGCUUAUAAAAACUGCAGUGUUUCUUCAGAGCAUUUUUGCAGUUUUUGAUUUGUGAACACAGCCUGAGGCGGUGAAACGUUUGCAACCCGCAGACAGCAGAAGUGCAAAAUGUCGGCUCCACACAAACCACCGCGUCACCAUAGAAUAAACCAGCCAGUAUCAUAAAAACCUCAACAGCCGAGGGAGAGAAGAUGGAUUGUUUGGGGACACGUAGGGGAAAAAUAGCAUUAUGCUUUUCUGUAAGGCCUGUCGCCGCUGUCAGCAGUGGGGAAGAAGUCUGGGGCCUGUGGUAUUAUGAUUUAAAAUAAAAUAAAAAGUGAAUGAAAAAGGCUUAUAUGCCGUCAUGCAGCUUUAAUGCAUGAAGUCAUUUUAAGUAGCUGCUGCAAAAAAAUUGCCAAAACGGCAUCAACGAUCCUGCGAAGUAAAGUAAAAGAUGCACUCAAGACAAAAAAAGCUUGACGCUCUCUGAUCUUUAUCGUCGUUUCAUCUCUCUUCUGUCUCGACCUCAUGUCUCCUCACCAGGUUCCAGGAAGUUGGAGUAUGCAGGCUCUACCUGGCAUGAGGGCUGCUUCAUCUGCCAUAGCUGCGAGCAGCCGAUUGGCUCAAAGUCCUUCAUCCCCGACAAGGAUGAACAUUACUGCGUGCAGUGCUACGAGGACAAGUUCGCCCCACGCUGCACACGCUGUAAAAAGGUCAGACAAGCUGUCGAAUCAAACUGCUGCAAGUAGUUGAAGAGCCAAAAAAACACAUUUUGGAAUCUGCAGGAUAGGAACAUGACCUUUGACUUGUCUCAUUUCAGACCCUGGCUAAAGGUGGUGUGACCUAUCGGGACGAGCCGUGGCAUAAGGAGUGUUUUGUGUGCACCAGCUGUAAGAUGCAGCUGGCAGGUCAACACUUCACCUCCAGAGACGACAGCCCGUACUGCCUCAACUGUUUCGGCAGCCUGUAUGCCAAGAAGUGUGAGGCCUGCAGCAAACCAAUCACAGGCAAGACUACUACAACAUUAAAACACACAAACUUGGGAUUAAAUCUUAUCACAGGAACUGAAAAUUACGAUACUCCGACAUUUUUUCUUUCUAAUCCAUUUGUAGAAAAAACUAAAUCUGAGAGUAAAAGUCCACCCUUUAAAGUUGAACGUCCAUUUCCUUUGCAGGUUUUGGCGGAGGAAAGUACAUCUCAUUCGAGGAUCGCCAGUGGCAUCAGCCGUGCUUCACCUGCUCCCAGUGCUCCGUGUCUCUGGUGGGCGCCGGCUUUUUCCCAGACGGUGACAGGAUCUUAUGUCGCGACUGCAACAGCAACCUAUAGACCUGUCAUUCACCGUAAUCUCAUCCAUCCCUAGACACACCUUUGUCACAGCAUUUCACGAACCCCCAACUCCUUACCGAGGAUGGUAACACACGCUAACAAUCGCUGCCUCUCAGGUUGUUUAUAUACAAAGAAAUCAGUCACUCACGGCCCCUUUGAGAGUCUGAUUUUCAUACAAAAUCCUGUUUUGAUGCUGCAUUGUUUGAAUGAACCACAAAAAGACCCUUCUAUAACCAAAGAGUUAAUUAUUGUCUGAAACAAAGUUAACGGAGUGCCUUAAGAAUAACAUUACUUGGAUGUUAUGUGCUAUUGAACCAAAGAAAUGCAAACUGCGAGUCACUUUGCCAGAAAAAGUUCUUGUAUUUUAUGGAAAAGUUUCCUCACAGAACACUGAGUCUGUACAGUAUGUGAACAUUACUGUGUUAUUUCAAAGUGUGGUGGAGGUACUGUGGCUUUACGCCGUUAUUACUGCAGUUGAAAGUGUUUUGAUUUCAGAUAUGUCCGACAGCUGAAACAAUAAGAUCGAACGAGUUUCAGUGAUAUAGUCAGUUUAUGGUAGUUUUGAUCAAUAGAGUCAUUUGCACUUUGGAUAUCCAUGUUAUGAGCACAUAAAAACGCAUUUAAAAAUGGCACACAGACCACUUUUAAAGUCAUGUAUCUGCUUUUUGUUUUUUUUCUAACCUUACAGUGACACUUACUUUUACAUAAAGAUUCUUUUUAUUCCUGUCCUUUUUCAUUUGUUGUAAUUAAUCUUGUUUUUUAAUCACCGUUUCUCAAAAGAGCCGCAUUUAUAACCCAAAAGAAGCUGAAAUGAAAUACUGUAGUCGUGUAUUGCAGGAGUGUGCAUGUCUUUGUCUGCCAUGUUUCUGUUUUAUUUUCUCUCUUUUUUUUUGCUGUUAACACUAUCUGUGGUGCAUUUUGAUUUUUUUUUACUUCUGCGAAAAACUACAAAAAAAUCUAUUUCAUUGUGACAGCUUUGAUGCUGGUGAGUCAGAGUUGGCAAACAUACCUUUAAAAUGAAAAUUAAGGUGAUGACAGUAUGAACUUACUGUAAGACUGUUUAUAAAAGAGACGGCUAAAUGCUUCAUGUUUAGUUUUGUUUUUGUGAAGUCUUAAUAAAUUCUCACUGACCGAUCUGCAGUUUUUCGUUUGAUUGUUUUGUGCACAUGCUCAGUAGUCAUAGUGAAUUAUCCAUAACUGGUUUAUGAGGUCAUAGUAUUCUGUCGACUUGUGUUUACUGUCGAAGCCAAGAAAACCCCUUUGGUGUGUUUGAGAAAGUCUUUCUAGGAAAAAUCGGUGUGUGUGUGUGUGUGUGUGUGUGUGUGAGAAAGAGAGGAAAAAAGAGGGAAGGUGGGUGCACGGGGGGAAGGGCAUGAAAGUGUGUGAGUCUAAGAGUGUAAGUGAGAGAAACCAUGCGUGUGUAAUAAAAGAGAUUAAAAGUGUGUGUGUGUCUCUGCAGGUUUCAGAUAUUUCCCUGUGUGUGUGUGUGUUAAAUAGAGUAAGUGCACAUCUCUUUGUGUGUGUACCUGACCCUGUUAGAGAGUGUGUGUAUGGAUGUACAUAUAUACAUACACACAUUGUUGUUUAUGCUGAGUCGACCAUUUCAUUGCCUUGAUGAAGUACACAGGCUGCCAGACACACUCUCCUGUCGGCAUUGGUGAAACGUCCUCCUCCCUGCCUCCAUUUGAGAUUUUUUCACCAAAAAAGGAAAUGGAAAACUCGUAGCUGCAUGGGGGAGGGAGGGAGGAAGAGAGGGGGUGACUAGUGGUGGAAGUGGGAGAGAAAAGAGUGUGGGAGAGAGAGAGAGAGAGAGAGAAAGAGAGAGAGGAUGUUCACAUCUGGAGUUGCUCCAUGGCACUUUCACUGGGGGGUCAGCUCCACACACGGCCCCCUCUGGAUUUAUUGGAAAGAGGAGGCGGGUGGAGAGGUGACGGCUAACAGGAAGGGUCAGAGGAAGAGCUGAGGAGAUGUUAACUGUAUCACAUGAUACAUAUCCUGUACAUAUAACUUUACCAGCUACUUCAAAUGGGGAUAAAAAUGUCUUCUCACUCCUCCUCGUGUUUGCAGCUUUUUUCUUAACAGACUAAAAGGACGUGUUAGAAAAGUGUGUCCUUUUACAUAUAUUGUGUAUAUGUGGCCAUUUACACUCUUACAAGAAGCUGGUCAUCAUUACCCCCCAAACUUUUAGGCUUACAACUUUGCUGUUUGGUACAAACAUGUGUCUAAAACAUCAAAUUCAAGAACAAACGCUGUCUAGUAUUUAGACUCUGAGCAUGACAUCUACAACAAUAAUAUCAGCAGUGGAUCACUGAGAUAUAUCAGACUGUCUGCCAGUGAUAUCAUUUACAACUUUAACCAGAUAGAGAGUUGAGAGUGGUUUACACGCUAAAUAUAGCUCAGUUUAUUUAAUUCAAAAAUGCAAUUGUGAAUGUUUGUACUUAAAGUAUCUGAAACUGUAUUUGUUUUCCUUUUUUUUUUAGUGAAGAUGAACGUAACUCCUAAAGGAUACUUAGCUUCAUAGCCAACGCUAGCUUAGCUUGGCAUGCAUGGUAAAAUUCGGCACAUCUUUGCAAAGUACAUAAUUUUAUUUAUUUAAAAUAAUUCAUAAAAACCUGCAGGAUGUGCUUGAUAGUUUGGCAUCAAAUCAUUUGCAGCCUUUAUUUUAUGAAUCUGUUAUGGAUUUACCUAAUGAUUAUUGUAGCCACAGAAAAUCACAGCUGUGAUACCAUCGUGAUAUUUUGGAGAAUUACAAAUUAAACUACAUAAUCAGUUAAACUAAAGAAAGGCAAGACAAAGCAACAUAUCACCUCCUCAAUCCACAUUACCAGCCUUGUAUCUGAAACAUGUUUGGAGAGGACAUCACCCACUAAAUGAUUGAUUUUCAAGCUUUUAUUUUGAAAAAUUUGUCUGUUCUUAUGUUCAGGUUCCUUGAUUUCCCUCAUGGUAAAUCUAUGCUUUUAUUUUGAAGUUCUAAAUACUUCCUGCAGAUUGUAAGUUCAAAUGAAAGGUCAGGAAGUUCGAUUAAUUGAUAACCUAAUGGGACACUAGCUCUAGUGUUGUUUUGUGUCUAAUAAUCUUGGCGUACAGGAGAGCUGUUACAGGCUAGCUCGCUGGAAUGGCUGCUUAUGUGAGACUCUUGGUUAGGCUGGCGGCCUAGUGGACCAUGCGUCUUUCCCAGGCCUGCUGGGAUAGACUCUUAGCCCACCUUCACCCCUCAACCCCCAAAUAUCAGUGCAACCUAACC